Saccoglossus kowalevskii is the source of this 1455-nucleotide messenger RNA. RefSeq lists its product as uncharacterized. Gene Ontology annotation, cellular component: membrane. Lineage: Eukaryota; Metazoa; Hemichordata; Enteropneusta; Harrimaniidae. The record is from RefSeq and is a predicted model, not a curated record.
GAUCGGCAGCCAUGUUCCGUUUUUUGUGGCCGUGAGAAAGUUUCCCAUGAUAUGUGUUUAAAUCAAAGGAAUACAUCAUUCGACUUGGUUAAGUGACAUGCUUUUCUCACUGAUUAUAAAACCAACUUGUAUUACAAGAAAAGAUGGCAUACGAUCAGCGCAGCUCCUUUGUAAUUGGCUGUGUUCUACUUAUAUGCGGUACAUCUAGUAUUAUUCUUGGUUGUAUUAUACUAGUAUUUGUUAGUAAUUCUGAGUAUACUUACACCUUUGCUCCAGUAUGGAGUGGAAUUGUGGUGAUUAUUACAGGUGUGUUUGGUGUGGUAGCCGGCAAAAGGAAACAUUUUCCUUCCAAAUGUACAAUUAUUUUUAUAGUAAUUUUGAAUAUCAUCACCUUAAUGGCAUCAUUAAUUAGUUGGGUCAUAUCAAUUCUGCGAAUAUUGGAAUCGGCUUCGAAGAACAACGCUAAAAUCAGCAGAGCUCUGUUUGCAAUGAUACUAAUGGUUGGAGUGAUUGAGAUGUUACUAGCUUUAUGUACUGUUGUUAUGUACUUGUCUGGAGUGUGUUGUUAUCGUCACAUCACAAAACCUGUAUGUCAAAGCAAUCAUUGUCAAGAGAGUUCCAGCAAUGAAUCAGGUGACUUCUACACCCUACAAGCAGGUGACCAAGUCAUUGAAGCCGCCGAUGGUGACAUUGUUAUAGUCUCAGGAAGUCAUGUGAUACAUCCUGGAACGAAAAAAAUAAAAAUUGUUGGUCGAGAAAGCACAUCAAUACCGCCACCAUAUGGAUUUGGAAGUAUUCCUGCCUCAGAUAUACUCGAACCCGAGCUACCAGUUUAUACAUCUGUGGAAAAUGAAAAUAUACCAUCAACAUCACACGGGGUGGUGGAAUCAACAUGUCCUGAUUUACUCACCAAACAGCCGCCAAGUGAUUUUGUGGAGGUUGAGGAUUCUCAACUCUUUGGCGCACUCGAGUGAUCAUUUUGAGAGAGUUGACACUUGACUAUACGAAAGAAAUAAACAUGUCUUAAACACUCCACAUUUGAAUACAAACAAAAUAUGUAUAUUUCACUACAGUGUUUUUCAUUCAAAUACAAACAAAAUAUGUAUAUUUCACUACAGUGUUUUUCAUUCAAAUACAAACAAAAUAUUUAUAUUUCACUACAGUGUUUUUCAUUCAAAUACAAACAAAAUAUGUAUAUUUCACUACAGUAUUUUUCAUUCAAAUACAAACAAAAUAUGUAUAUUUCACUACAGUGUUUUUCAUUCAAAUACAAACAAAAUAUGUAUAUUUCACUACAGUGUUUUUCAUUCAAAUUUACAUAUUUAUGCAGUGACUAUUGGAUCAAGUUUAACCGUGAAAGCUGAACUGUCAGUAUUUCUGAAAUAGUUGGAUGAUCACUAUUAAGCCUAUUUGGUGAAUUCAUUUUGAUUCUCAGACAUGAAAUCCUAUUGAACU